AUGGCUCGAGAACAGGUUGAGGACAGUCAAGAGGAUCUCGACAUCACGAGAGUCGAGACAUCCGCUGCAUCUGAGCACGCCGCCGGGAAACCGGACGCGGCAGGUACCGUUAAAACUACGUCUAGCUCCGGAGGCUCGCAAUAUGCAACUGCGGCGCCUAUGAACAGCAACGUCGCGGCAGUCAAUGAUACGCCUGGCCAUCACCUCUUGCACGAAGGCGACGAUGAGGAUCCGGCUGCAAUCCCCAGGAGUGUUCCCAGGUCCUUGGCGCUGAGGCUGUACGUCUCGCAUUUCCUGUCCACCUGGAACUCUCGCGUCUUCGAGUUCGGCGCCGCCCUCUUCUUGACUGCCAUUUACCCUGGGACCCUUCUACCCGUCUCCAUCUACUCCCUCGUCCGGAACGCGGGGUACAUCAUCUUUGCUCAACCGGUGGGAACCUGGAUCAACAAAGGAAACCGCCUCAAUCUCAUCCGGUCAAGCAUCAUUGGUCAGAGGAUUCCCGUCGCGGCGAGUUGUGCUCUGCUCUUGGUGCUUUUAUUGAAGGGAGAGCAGUUAAGCAUCAGGAAGAACAAUGGCGUGUUCGCUGUGAUCGUGUUCCUGAGCGUGGUAGAAAAACUUUGUGCCACUAUGAACCUGAUCUCAGUAGAGAGAGACUGGGUCGUUGUUAUUACUGAGAACAACGAGAUCGCGCGUCGAACAAUGAACGCUCGCAUGCGACGGAUCGAUCUUUUCUGCAAGCUGAUGGGGCCUUUGACAGUCUCUCUGGUUGCAAUUGCCUCCACAGAGAUUGCCAUAUGGACGACACUCGGCAUGAACCUGGCCUCGGUUAUUGUCGAGUACGUGGCCAUUGAGCAGGUCUAUAGACGCGUCUCUGGCCUCCAACGAGCUUCCGAUACAGCUGCCUCUUCAAAUCGUCAGGAAUCGUCGGCUGUGGAUCAAAACGUAUCAGCUCAUGGCAGCAGAUAUCAACGGUCUGUCAGGCCAAUCUUGCGCAAAACCAUCAACGGCAUUCUUCCCACGGAUUCACUCCCGUUCUACUUCAGUCACCCAGCAUUCCUCGCCUCCUUUGCUCUCUCCCUGCUAUACUUCACCGUCCUAUCGUUCUCUGGGCAGAUGAUCACCUAUCUCGUUUCAGUCGGGUACACGCCCUUGUACGUCGGUAUCGCCCGGGUUGGCAGUAGCAUUUUCGAGAUCAGCGCGACGUGGGCUGCGCCGUGGUUAAUGAAGAAGGUUGGUGUUGUCCGGGCGGGAAUCUGGAGUCUUGCGUGGCAAAUGACAUGUCUUGCCGGGGUCUUGGGAUGGUACUUCUCGGAUUUUGAGGGCAAGGGCACGAACAGCAUCUUCUCGGCCACAGGGCUUGCAGUGGGUGUCGCGCUUAGUCGGAUUGGACUUUGGGGCUUUGAUCUCUGCGCGCAAAAUAUCAUACAGGAUGAAGUCGAGGACGACCAUCGCGGGACUUUCUCGGCUGUCGAAGCGUCCUUUCAAAAUCUUUUCGAAAUUCUGUCUUACGUGACGACAAUCAUCUUUUCUAGGCCAGACCAGUUCCAAUGGCCGGUGGUGAUCAGCGUCGGCGCUGUCUAUACAGCAGGCGGCUUGUAUGCGUACUUCUUGAGGAAGCGCCGUGGGCAUCUGUUUCACGCACCACGUUGCGUCUGUAUCAAGGCAUAG
Molecule: messenger RNA, 1668 nt
Organism: Diaporthe amygdali
Lineage: Eukaryota; Fungi; Ascomycota; Sordariomycetes; Diaporthales; Diaporthaceae
Exons: 4
Coding region: 1-1668 (555 amino acids)
Biological process (GO): iron ion transmembrane transport
Cellular component (GO): membrane
Molecular function (GO): iron ion transmembrane transporter activity
Source: RefSeq, a predicted model, not a curated record